Ectocarpus siliculosus is the source of this 3957-nucleotide messenger RNA. The record is from the annotation of a GenBank genome assembly. NCBI's taxonomy places the organism in Eukaryota, Phaeophyceae, Ectocarpales, Ectocarpaceae.
AUGGAGGGCUUAAUACCUGAGGCGAUUCGAAAAAUGGAGAACCUGCGGUCCAAGCACGAUGUCGAACUCGGCGUAGCCAUGGCGUUGCUCUACUUCCACGGCAAGGCAAAGAUGGUGGACAGGGAGGCCGUGGAGACUCUUACCGCGACUCUCACGAUCACCGAGGACAUGGCAAGCGAUGGAGGCGUGCUUACAGCAGCGCGGUUCCAAUGGCUCAAAGGUGAUCUGGAGUACGCUCGGAGGCUCGUAACCAGAGUUCAGGGCGGUGACUUCUCCGCUCAAACGCCGAUUCAGCAACAGGCCUUUACGCUACGAGGGUGGAUAGACGCCUCCAUCAGCCAGCCCCGCAACAAAGAGGAAGCUUCACUUCUCAAGGAAAGCAUAAGCUUCUUCGAGGGCAGCGGGCAAAUGCGCGACCUCGACACAAUAAUGGGGAAAGCUCGAUACUUCGCGACUCGUCUAGAUGGGGUGGACACAGCCGCCGACCACCUGAGCCACGCCAUCGCUCUCGAACCCCGCUUUUGGCCUGCGCUAGUAGAAAAGGCCAGGCUUUUGGCGGCCGUGGGAGACUGGGAACAGGCUGAGGACGCGAUUUCGAGGGUGCUGGCAAUGGACGACGACAACCUGCCGGCGCUCAUGUUGCAUGCCCUCCAAGGACUCACACAGGCUGGGCAGGGGUCACGCGAGGGGGUCAACCGACUUCGACGACUGAGCGAGUCGCUCUCGAAGCGAGAGCCUCGAAAUACCCCCCUCCAUGUCAGGGUCUCCAGGCCGUUCGCGAGGGUGUGCGGCAGGGACCCCGUGGCGCUGCAGCUCACCAUCGGGAUGCUCGAGAGCGUUAGGAAUGAGGAUGUUGACUUGCUGGUGGAGCUGGGUUACCAGCUGUCUCUGUCGGGGGCGUUCGACUCUGCAGUGGAGGCGUAUCAGGCUGGGGCUAGGGCGAACGAAGGCGACGUCCGGGCCAUGACAGGCGUCGUCUACUGUCAGGUUCAAGACGGCGACUUAGAAGACGCAGCCCAGCAGCUGGAGUUCUUGACCGUGAUGCAGGACUCAAUUGGGUCUUCUGCGGAGAUCAGUCUCGUUCGCGCCAUGCUCAAGUUUCGGUUGGACAGGAGGAUGGACCAACACCUGCGAUACCUCGAUGAGUGCGCGGAGUUGCAGGAGAGCAAAGGCAAAAACGCGGGUAGACCAGGGGCGCCAAGCGACCCGUUGGAGCGAAUCUGUCUCCUGAACCCGGACAUGAUGCUUGAAAUAGCAAAGGAAUACCUUCUUCACGCCGGCAGCGAGGUUGGCGGGGGGGGGUUGACGGGCAGCAAGGGUCGAAGAAACAGCACCCCCGGGUCGUCAUCGGCCGUCGGCCGCUCCCAACGAUCGACUCCAGUUUCCAAAGGACUCGCAUUGCUCCGCGAAGUGGUGGGCCUGGUACCGGGGCACUUGGGUGCCCGACUGCUAAUGGCGAGGGCUUCCUACUCUACUGGCCAGGCAGAUUUGGCCCAACAGACACUGCAGGAACUGCUGGCCAUGGAUCCGGCCUUGGAGGACGCACACCUUCUCGCGGCACAGGUGCACCUAGCGCAAGGGAGGUGCCGUGCCGCAUCGAACAGCCUCGAGCAGGCACUCAGCUUCAGCUUCCGGGUCGGCAAGAAUCCGGUGUUUUUGCUCGUGAAGGCAUCGGUGCAAAAGGAAGAAGGGAAGCUCGAAGAAGCUCUGGAAACCUUUGAGGAGGCCUUGAGGCUACCGUCGGUCCGCGGGAGUACCCUAGGAGGAUCCGCGCCUGCUACGAGGGGCGGGACUGUAGGGACGGCAUUAUCAUCGUUCACCGACGGUGAAAAGGCGGCUAUUUUUUCCGGCGCUGUUGGCGUGCUCGCUAAGCUCAAGAGGACGGCCGAAGCAACAGAGCUGGUUAAGGAAGCCAUGGCCAUGUUCAGGGGCACCCCUGACGAGGUUCAGAUAGUGGUGGCCAACAGCGAGUUGGCGAUAGAGCGGGGAGAUUUCGAAAAGGCCUUGAAAAUCCUGGGAGACGUCCCGCCAGAAUCGCCAGCCUAUGUCAGGGUUCAGUCUGUUAAAGCGACGAUAUACUUGACCCUGAGGAGAGACAAGCGGGCGUACGCACAGUGCUACCGCGACAUGGCCCAAGCGAACCCAUCCGCAGCCACCUACGUCCUUCUUGGCGAGGCUUACAUGCGAAUCCAGAUGCCUGAGGCGGCCAUUGAGUCCUUCGAGAUCGCCUUGGAUACAGAUCCCUCAGACUCCUCGCUAGCGGGUCAGAUUGGCAGGGCACUGGUCAGCACCCACGACUAUCGGAGGGCGGUAGAAUACUACAGGAAGGCUCUGCGGGGACAGCCGAGGAGCGUCCCUUUGCGCCACGACCUCGCUAGACUGUGCCUCAAGCUCGGCCGCUACGAGGACGCGUCCGGAGUCCUGCAGCAGGCUUUGAUCGAAGACUCAUCGGACGUAGAAGACAUGAAGGCGGACGUGCAAACGCUGCUGAUCCUGGCCGAGGUUCACGAGGCCACCGGUGACGAUAACCAGGCAGACUCCAGCUUGGCCCGCGCAAGCGAGCUACAGGGAACGAUUCUCGCUAGGUCCAGGUCUGGUAGCCCAGAAGUGGUUCGAGAAGAGACCGCGCUCCAGUCCAAGAUAAUGAGGGAGCAAGCGCGUUUCAGCCUUGAAGUACGGAAGGACGACCAGAGAGCGAUCGAGCGAUUCAGUGCGAGUCUAAAAGAAGACGAGGGGAACGAGGAGAGCAUGGUUGGCCUGGCCAAGACACAUCUCCGAAGAAAUGAGCUGGACCAGUGUGAGCGGCUAUGCGAGACAGCGCUCAGGGUGUCUGACGGGAGCGGGGAAGCUGCGUCCAUGAUCCUAGGAGAGGUGAUGUUCCUCAAGACCGACCACGCGAAGGCAAUCCAGUGCUACCGCUCUGUGCUGAAGCAGAAACCGAACAACUACCAGGCUUUGCAGAAACUCAUAGGUCUCCUCAGGCGGGCCGGACAGUUGAACGAGGUGCCGGCUCUCCUGGAGCUCGCAAAGGCAGGAGAUCCUCGGUCAUCGGCGCACGCCGGGCUUAGGUUCUGCAGCGGCCUGUACCAUCGCUACACCAACGACAUGCACGAGGCCGUUCGCCAGCUUAACCGGGCCCGGCAGGAUGGGGAAUGGGGAGCUCAGGCGCUUGAACACCUGAUCGAGAUCUACAUUAGCCCGAACGGAGACCACCUAUGGGAGGUGGUCACCUCCCCCCAAGGCGGGGAGGGGUCUGCGGAGUCACUAGGAAUAGCCAAAUUCUUCCUGUCGGAGCUGCAAAAGAUUAGCCGAGGGGACAGCCGAAGCGGCGCAGGGGCAACGGGGGGAACAAACAAGGCAGGCAUACGUUUAAGAUAUCUGGAGAGCGCUGUCAAGAUGAUGGCGCGUGACAAGGAGAGCGUGGACGCCGCCAUGACGGGGUUCAUGUCCAUGCUGGAGGAUGACAAGGAAAAUGUACCGGCGCUCCUUGGCAUGUCACUCGCCUUCACUCUCGAGGACUCUCCCAACAAGGCUCGAAAUGCUUUGAAACGUAUCGCCAAGAUGCCCUACACGCUGGAGAGUGCGGAAGAGUUCGAGCAAGCGUAUCUGCAUCUCGCGCAUCUUUACGUCGACAGGGGAAAAUUUGAUCUUGCACAGGACCUGUGCCGUCGAUCCCUGAGUUACAACAAGUCUUGUUCACAAGCCUGGGAAACCAUGGGUCUGGUCAUGGAGAAGGAGCAGAGCUACAGGGAUGCCGCUGAGUGCUAUGAGAAGAGUUGGGAGUUUGGGAACCAGGCUGGCGCGGCUGGUGGCUUUAAGUUGGCCUUCAACUAUCUCAAGGCCAAAAGGUUCGUGGAGGCGAUCGAUGUGUGCAACAAGGUUCUCGCCCAAUACCCCGACUACCCCAAGAUUCGCGAGGAGAUCUUGUCCAAGGCACAAACUAUGCUCAGACCGUGA